Messenger RNA from Sciurus carolinensis (gray squirrel), 1806 nucleotides. RefSeq names its product family with sequence similarity 168 member A (gene Fam168a). The transcript has 11 exons. The record is from RefSeq and is a predicted model, not a curated record. Lineage: Eukaryota; Metazoa; Chordata; Mammalia; Rodentia; Sciuridae. Gene Ontology annotation, biological process: positive regulation of base-excision repair. The coding region runs from base 336 to 1160 and encodes 274 amino acids.
CUCCUCCUCUCUCGCCUGCAGCCGAUCGUCCCCUCCCCCCACCCGUCGGGCUUCUCGGCGGCUACUGCAGAGGAUUCAGAGCCGAGUAGCUGAGGAGGAGGAGGCUCCCGUCCCUGCGCGCCACCCGCCACCCUACUGGACACGGGCGAGGGAGCGAGAGCGUCGCCGCUGUAGCCUCCAGAGAAGACAAGGGCAUCGCCGCCUGUCGUCGCCGCAACCUUUUUCGCCUGCAGCGGCUAGCCGGGUCUUGCUGGGUUGCUUGGACCAAGCUUGAACUUAUCCUUCUACCUCAACCUCCUGAGUCUCUAGGAUUACAGGAUCCUCAGUCUUCCACAAUGAACCCUGUUUACAGCCCCGUGCAGCCUGGGGCUCCUUAUGGCAACCCUAAGAACAUGGCCUACACGGACACAAGGUGGCCAUCUGCAAGCCAGGAAGACCUGUCACUAGAACCCAACCAUGCUGACAUCCUGAUAUGGACUUCCAGCCUCCAGAACUGUUACCCCACAGCCUACCCAGCAGCGGCCCCUGCCUACAAUCCCAGCCUGUACCCAACCAAUAGCCCCAGUUAUGCUCCAGAGUUUCAGUUCCUGCAUUCAGCUUAUGCCACUCUGCUGAUGAAACAGGCCUGGCCACAGAACUCGUCUUCCUGUGGCACUGAAGGCACCUUCCACCUCCCAGUGGACACCGGGACCGAGAACCGAACUUACCAAGCAUCCUCUGCGGCUUUCAGAUAUACUGCAGGGACUCCAUACAAGGUCCCACCGACCCAGAGUAAUACUGCUCCACCCCCCUACUCCCCAUCACCUAACCCCUAUCAGACGGCCAUGUAUCCAAUCAGAAGUGCCUACCCCCAGCAGAAUCUGUAUGCACAGGGAGCCUACUAUACCCAGCCGGUGUAUGCUGCUCAGCCCCAUGUCAUCCACCAUACCACGGUCGUCCAACCCAACAGCAUUCCCUCUGCCAUCUACCCAGCGCCUGUUGCUGCCCCCAGGACCAAUGGUGUGGCCAUGGGCAUGGUGGCAGGUACCACCAUGGCAAUGUCAGCAGGUACUCUGCUGACUACACCCCAGCACACCGCGAUUGGGGCACACCCUGUCUCCAUGCCAACAUACAGGGCCCAAGGAACCCCUGCGUACAGCUACGUGCCCCCACACUGGUAAAACCUUCAGCCCAUCCAAAUCUGGAGUCACACAUUGUAUGCAACUACUCAAGUCUUACACCGGUGCUGGAGCAGCUCCGUAGCAGCACCACCUCUAUUUUCAAGAAGAGACAACAGAAGUGCAAGGGUCACUUUAUGCAUCUUUAAUGAUUUUGGUUUUUAUUUUUGGUUUUUGUAAAAGCUGCUUUUUCUAAUCUCCUGCCUUUCCCCCAUUGCCCCUCUCUUAGCUGCUGCCCUUCCAGCUCUACCCCCUUCUACCUGAUCAGGCUACAUCCCCUCAGCACUUCUUUUCUCCCCAAGCAUCUUGUCCCCAGGAUCCCAGACUAGUGGCAAGCAGAGUGGGGUUUAUUGCAGUGGUUCAGCUGAAGGCUCAACUUCAUUUGAAGAAUAUAAACAGAUGUGGCCCUCAAGCACAGGGUCAGAACUCAGAGCUGUUGAGCAGGCCACAUCUCUGGGUAAUUGUUCUUUUUCUGUUUUUUUUGUUUUUUGUUUGUAAGCAAAAUUAGUUUAGGACAUUUCUACUCCUGACACAAAUGAAAUGUCUUCUGAGAACCAUUGCAGCAGACCAAGAACAAAAACCACCUGUUUAUGUAGGAGUGUUAUUAGCAGCUUCAUGAGAACCUGGGGAAACCAGAGUCUUUGGGAGA